AUGCUUGCGGACCAGCAGCGCCCUCUUCCAUUAUCAACCACAACUCCACAAAUUCAGUUGGUAUCUCAGGCGGACGAGAUUGAUCUGAAGGGACGUGCAAUAAGGUUCCUAGAUUCUAUCAACAGUACCCCGCACAACGUCCCGAACUACCCACCAAAUCCAUUUGCCAUCGUUACUUUCACAUCUCCAGUACGUCGUCUCUCAGUUGCAAAUACCGGCAGCAGUAUCAGCUUAUCGAGGGCGCAUUCCGUCCUUUCUUCGAUCUACCGAUCGAUAGCGGCCGCGGGAAUAAGAAGCACGUCUCGUCACAAGAUGGCCCGGGAGGAGGGGCCGCUGCUCAAUCGAUUACUGAAUGCCACUUCCGUCUCCGAACAGACAGUAGCACUGCGGGCGCUGAAACAUGAAAUAAUUGGUCACGAUCAGAGGAAGGAGAGCUGGGUCAGUUCGGGCAUUGUGCAGAUAUUAUCACGGAUUUUGGAAUGCUCGUCACGAGAAGAGUAUGAGGCGAAUAAGGAAGUCGUGUCCGGUGGACGGCGGGGAGGGGACCUUACAGGCAGGGCAUUGAUGACGGAGGAGCAGGAAAUUUGCUUGCAGGCUGUUAUUAUCAUGGGCAGUUUGGCUCAAGGUGGCCCUGCUUUUAUCUCUCCCAUAAUGGCCAGUGAAGCCAUUCCUUCUAUGCUUGCCAUUAUCUCGUCAACCGAUUGCCCACAGUUGCUUACAGUCGCCAUUCUCAAAACGCUAAGCAACAUCGCGGAUCGCUACCCACUCCAGAAUAUAAAUUGGCCUCAGGAUAACCGUCUGGCAGAGAUAAUGUUUACUCCUGAAACUAUUGGAUGUUUUGCUCGUAUAAUCGCUUCAAAUUCGUCCUCUGUAGCAACACAAACAUGCGCAACUUUUGCUGCGAAUAUCAUCACCAGAUUAUGCACCGAGGAGACUCAUAAGGUCGCUUUGGCGGAAUUUGGUAUUCUGGAUGCUUUAGCCUUGAAGAUUGCAUCUUUUGUCGUUUCCCAAGGAUUUGUAUUACCCGGUGCAGAGAAUCAUCUAGGUCAAGACGGAGCAUUGUCUAUGCUCCCGCAGCCAGCUCCUCCAGCAGCAAAACUAGGCCCAAUCCUGCGUGCGACUUCAAUCAUUGUUGAGAAUUCAAAAUGGCGUGCAGAACAUUUUCUUUCCUCGCCGGGCAUUGUGACCGUGUUCCCGGGACGGCUUCCGGAAUUCUCGCCUACAGACAUCAAGAGGAAUCCAUGGGGAAUGCCGUAUCUGUCAGGAUCGGCUGUUCCCCGCCAGAACCAUACGAAUCCAAUGGACGCUCUACUUCCCGUUGUUCCUCUUGCGCAAAACAAUGCUUCUACAAACUUUCCACCUCUGGUCCCAAUCGGGUCGUUUCAUAAGCGCUCGCUCUCGUUUCUAGAGGCGCCUUCGUAUGAAGAAGACGAGAGUGCACUUGUGCCGUGGCUGUUCCACAUGGUCAGAACAGAGAAUGGCAUGUCUCGUGUGAUGGCAGCUCGGCUAGUCACUGGUCUGUUCAGACUUGGAUUAGCUAGAAAGCAUCGGAUUCCCAUGUUCAACUAUCUGGUAACUCCGUUACUACUCAGGAUGCUUGACAAGGACUAUGAUUUCAGGGACGAAUCGGACCCUGAAUUUGAUGGUAUGAUUCCAACGGCUAUAAGUCUGAAAGAGGAGAUACCGUCAAUUAUCGCUACAUUGGUCAUGGACACGCAGGAAUUGCAAAAACAUGCUGUUGAAGCAGACGCUAUCAAGAUCCUCUCCCAGCUUCUCAAAGAAACAUACAACCCACACUCCGAAAAUGGCAAACCCAUGUGGUACGCCGAAAGCAAAGACAAAGAUAUGUUAUCGGCUGUACCAGCAACUCUGCAAUUGGGGCCUGUUGGCUACAGUCCGAUGACCUGUCAUAUAAUGCGAUACCGAGAAGGUAUUUUGCGGGCGUUAGCAGCGCUCGCACCAUUCAGAGACGAAUAUCGAAAGGCAAUUUGCGAAAACGGAGUUGUUCCUUACAUAAUCGACUCUCUCAAGCCUCGACCGCCAGUGGAAACGCAGGAUAUAACAGGCACAAAGACUACCGCUGCAGAUGGCAAUUCUAUACCCACUCUGCUUGCAGCGUGUGGUGCCGCCAGGGCUCUUACGCGUUCUGUCAGUGUGCUAAGAACGAGUCUGAUUGAUGCGGGAGUCGCUACUCCUCUGUUCGAGUUGAUCAAGCAUCGGGAUAUUGAGGUAAAAAUAGCAGCGACAUCGGUAAUAUGCAACAUUGCACUGGAUUUCAGUCCUAUGAAAGAGGCGAUUAUAUCUGCUGGUAUCCUUCCUAUCCUUUGCGAUCAUGCUCACUACAACAACACGAAACUUCGCUUGGAGUCACUUUGGGCUCUCAAGCAUAUUGCAUAUAACUCGACAAAUGAUAUCAAAAACAGAAUUGUGACUGGUCUUGGUGCCCCGUGGCUAGCAGAAAUCAUGUCAAUGGACCCAACCAGUCAACGAAGUCUUGCGGCAGACUUCAAGAUGGGUAUGGGAACAUCCAACUCGGCUGGUGAAAAGGUUGACUUGCUCAACCCGAUGGAAGAUGCUUCUAGAGCGGAGGAAUCAAGAGACGAUGCACUAGCAGGUGGUAGUAGUCUUGAUGCUCUUCUCGCGGACCCAAAUCGACGGAAAAAACUGGCCAUGAGCGGGGAGAUCGAUCAGUCACGGCAGGCGAGACAAGAUGACAUCGCAGUACAAGAGCAAGCCCUAGACUUGGUCCGCAACAUCAUGUGUGGGAACGGUGCAGCGGAGAUUGUCGACUUCUUUCUCGCCGAAAUUGGUCACCACCAGUUUUUGAGCAUAUUGGCAGAGAAAAUGCGACCGAGACCAAAUCCCACUCGACGCGACACCGCAGCGAAUCCUCCUCCACCACCAAUGCCAGCCGAAAUUCUCGUUGCAGUUACCUAUGUACUCGUCAAUCUCGCAGCUGGGCCACCCAAACAACGAGACCUUCUAUUCACACACCGCGAACUUCUCAAAAAUCUGAUGUGGCUAUUUGAGCACCCCAACCGCGUCGUCCGAGUAAAUUGCGUCUGGGUAGUGAUCAACCUAACGUACGAGGACGACCAAAGCGAUCGCUCAGCAUCCCACGAUCGAGCAGUAAAACUCAAAUCAUUGGGCGUGAUAGAUCGCCUUCACAGUGUCGAAGAAGAUUCAGAUUUGGAUGUACGAGAACGAACAAAAACAGCUCUACACCAAAUCCGCAAAUAUAUAAUGGCAUAG
Talaromyces amestolkiae is the source of this 3252-nucleotide messenger RNA. RefSeq lists its product as uncharacterized. Gene Ontology annotation, molecular function: protein binding. Gene Ontology annotation, biological process: proteasome-mediated ubiquitin-dependent protein catabolic process. The coding region runs from base 1 to 3252 and encodes 1083 amino acids. The record is from RefSeq and is a predicted model, not a curated record. Lineage: Eukaryota; Fungi; Ascomycota; Eurotiomycetes; Eurotiales; Trichocomaceae. The transcript is spliced from 4 exons. Gene Ontology annotation, cellular component: GID complex.